AAGCUCGCUUCAGAGGAUUUACCAAAAAUGACGUAUAAAAGUCUCGGAGAAAAUGAACGGCAUCCUGAUACGGUGGCGCUUUGGUACAUUGCAACAAAUCGUCUUUCUAUUUUACAAAGUUUAUAUCGCGUCCACAAACAACCAAAGGUUGUCGAAUUCUUAAAUCAUGAUUUUUCUGAUCAACGGUGGCGAGAUGCUGCUAGCAAAAAUGCUUAUACGUUAUUAAAACAAAAACGGUUUUGUCUGGGAGCAAGCUUUUUUCUUUUAGGUGAAGCUUUUGAAGAAGCUUUCAAUGUUUGUUUUCGUCAAUUAAAUGAUCCCCAAUUAGCGUUAUUUCUUUGUCGAGUGAUGAUGAUUCGCUUUAAAAAUGAUGUAACGAAAUUUUCGCUCUUUUCAAACUAUUUUAAAAAUAUAACACUUAAUGAAUUGUUACCCAUGGCUGUGAAAUUCCACGAUGCAUGGUUGCAAUCUCAGCUUUUAUGGUUGAAUGAUUAUUAUGUCGAUGCUAUUCUUGCUAUGCUACCUGAAAAACUACGUCCGUGUCUUCUAAUGAAGGAAUCAGGCCAAAUCUCGUAUUCUAUUUUAAACAGUGUGUAUUCCUCAAAUGUUUUGAUGCGACCUGAUCAUCAAUGGUAUUUUUCUAAAGGAACUACACUGGGACCCUUAGAAGUUAUCAAAGAUUCUCUAGUUUAUCCAUUGUUGUUAACAAAACAGACUUUUUUUGCGUCUCUGUAUCGGCGGUAUCUUUUGAAAAAUGUUCAUGUGCGUCGUUCACUUGUGACUGUCAAACAAAAUUUUCCGAAAUCACCACUUCGAAGCUCUAUUGCGAGCUGGUCACAUGCUGAUUUGGAUAACUCCAAUCCUUAUAUUGAAUUAAACAGUUCGUUAAUGUUAUGCAAGUCUGAACACGUCAUGCCUGAAAUUCUCUGCUUUAUUGUUGAAGCUAUGGAACUUUUUAUCUCUCAUGUUGAAGUUAUUGAUCAAAUUUUUCAACUUGUCAAAGAUUUAAGAUACCCAUUUUUUACUGAUACAAAAUUCCCUUGUUCCUUUCAUUGGAUCAAUAUGUCUUCCUUUUAUCGCAUGAUGUAUGACUCCAUUUAUUUAACACAUCGAGAAAUAUGGUCAGGCGCGUGUCCUAUGUUGAAAAAUUGUUCAAACAAUACUCAAGUCGAUUUAACGCAUAAUCCAUUCAUGACUUCUCCUAUGUCCUGGUGUGUAAAUCAUGGUCCUCAUUAUUUUAUUCACUGGUUAGAUAAAACCUUUCUUCAUGCCUAUAAGGAUAAAAAUUUAAUAAAAGAAGAAACGCCAGAAAUGACGUCUCCUGUAUCUCCUUUCCAUAAAAUGCAAAUAGAAGCAACAUCGCGUUCUUCUUCAAUUCCCUCUAUUCCUUUUGAUUUACAUAAGAGCUUAAAUGAUUAUUUGAAACGAAACCCUCGGCUUGACGUGAUGUUCACAUUUAAAAAUUUUUCGUUCGAAAAUUGUAUUAGUUGCAUUUUCGGAUGGACAAAUUCUCUAUUUUCACUUCUUUCUGAACUUUUCUCAAUACAAUUUCAUAAAGGCACUUUCCGCUUUGUAUCAAAUCCUAUAAAUCAACAGAUUUCUUCUCCGUAUGCUUUACUUUGUUGUUCUUUUUUAAGUGUCGCAUGGUUUCAUACUGUCCGGAAUUCUCUUCCUAUUCAUUCUAUCACACGAUUUCUAGCUCUUUUAACAACCAGUUCAAAUAUCCUAGCUUGUACUUUAUUGUUAUUACCCAGCACCACUGAAGCAUCACAAAGUCGCACUCUGCAUAAUGAAACUGUUGGUCAAGAAAAGAAACAUACUAAUUUCACGAUUCGUAACGAAACAUGGACAACUCUGCAUGCUUUAGUAGAUAUUGUGAAUGACUUUAGUCAAUUAUCAGUUGAAAAUCAUUCAACUUUUAUUGAAACGACCCAUCAAUUUUUAGCUACAAUGAUGUCUUUAAUACGAUCCAAACCAACAUAUUUUCAUCAGCAUACAUCCCACACUGCACACCAAGGAUCUUUCAAAUCUCUUGCUUCUCAUAACUUAAGCGUAUCUCUUCGCCGUUUACAAUUAUGGAAUGGUUUACAAGAUAUGCUUUUAAUGUUACUGUUUGAUUAUAUAUUAGUAAUUUUGGAAAAAACAGUUCAAGCAGCAGAAGCUUGUUUCGUAACUUGUUUUCAAACAACAAAUCAUGAUUUCGUUGUUGGUCCUCAAACCAAAACAAGCCACUUAUCUUUUUCGAACUGUCAAGACACUUUACAAUGUGUUCUUGAUAUGUUUAAAUGCCUUGUUCGUUCAUUCCAAAAUGUUUUUUUUUGUGAGUAUCGUGUUAGUAAAAUGACACAGUUCAUUUUGUUUGUAACUCUUGAAUUUCCGUCAUUUAUUCCUCGGAUGUGGCCGAUUUCAAAUUCAACGUGUAGCGCAUUCACGCCGAGGCCGCCUUUGGAAAAUGUUUCAAACAAUGCAGAAGAACAUUGUUGGUCGACAUUAUUUAAAGAAACAGCUCUUGUCUCACAACAGGAAAUUGACUCUUUUUCUUCUUUAUGGUCAUGCCUUCAGUGCAGUCCUAAACUUAUACUUUCUUUAUGCAGGGAACCAAUGCAUUAUCUUCCCGACAUUUUCACUGAUUUACUUCAUGCAUCGUUGACUCAUUUACCGUUAAAUAAGCGCGUUGGUCAAAUUCGUGAUCCACCAUUUUCUUUUACUGUUGAUUCCACACAACCUUUAUCGUGUUUGUAUCAUGUACCUACAUUAAGCGGAAAUUCGUUGUCUAUUUGUAAUGCGGUACCUGUGGGUUUGUCUGCAGCGAUCACAAGUUUAAGUCAAAAAUCCUCGUGCAAUACUUUAUUUAUAGCAACAAAAAAGAAAAAUACUCUUAUAAAUUUACCUCGAGCUAUUUAUUACGAAUAUGUUAAGUCCACUAACUCACAUACAUUCGACCAACACAAUUUUUCAAUAACGCAACCACGCGUACCAGCGUCUCUCAAUAUACUAAGUCACAACGCUCUGUCCCUUGCAGCUGGUGAAAAACAAUCGCAUCUCCAAGGAACAAAUGAAAAACAAUGUACUACCGGUCUUUCUAAUGGCAAGACGAAAAUCCAAUCUAAUGGCAUAACGUAUUUAACUCUUCCUGUUUAUGAGCAACAAAUAGCUUCUUGGAUCGCCCAUUCGGCAACAUUAUAUCGUCAUAAAAAAAUAUGUUCACCUAUUAAUAUUGAAGAUUCACGUAGAGCCAGUGUAACAGGGCUCUCUGUAAAUCAAAACGGUGAAAUUCCCAAAAAUCAUCUUGAGUUAUUAAACACAAAAUUAACUAAUCAAUUAAAACUAGGAGUAAAAAGACAUCAUAUGCACGCAAAACAAUUAAUAUUUCAUACAAAGGACUCUUGCUCAACUAAAAGUGCAAACCAUCCAGUUUUUCCAGUACAGAGAGAAAAUUCUCAAGUUAAUGACCAUUAUGGAAUAAAAUUGUGUACAACGGAAAAACAAUUACCAUUACCUACAAUUUUUUUAACUUUUGAAAUGUUUUUAUGCGGAAUACAAACGUCAGCCACUCAUUUAUUCAAUAAAAAUAUCAUUGAGGAAACAGAGGAUAUUCUAAAUUUUUCUAUUACAUUUAUCAAUAAUAAUUUAACGUCCUAUCUUUCAAACUUGUCAGAAGGUGACCAUUUAAAAGAAAAUUGCAUAAUACAACAUAUCAUGUCCAAGCGACGAAAUUUAAAUACACACGCUUCCUAUCUUUAUCUAACAUUUCUAAAUAAUAUUUUAUCUAAAAUUUAUUUAAAAAUUUUUAAAAAAUUAGAAAUCAAUUUCUUACACUCAUCGUUCACUCCUUAUCUAAAAAAAAAAUCAAAUGCCAAUUUUCAUGUGUCAUUACUUAUCAAUCAUCCUUUCCUUCCUAUCGCUGCAGGUGCUAUUCUUUUAAGUUUAAAAGAAUCUAUUACCCAUUUUUCAACGGAUAUUAUUCCUAUCAUUGGGUUAUGGAGUUUUUACUCAGGCGAAAUUAUCGGAACUUUUUCUCUUUCCACUAUAUCACCACGAUUUUUUUCUGCUCCCUCAAGUAAAACUAAAACAAAUGAAUUUCAUACGAUUCAAAGCAAUGCUCAAGAAAGAGUUGUUCAAAUUCACUCUCACUAUAAACAAAGACCCCAUACUGUCUUCUAUCCUUUUCUGUCAAAAUUUGACAGCACACAAAACAUCCUUAACACAACGCAACUUCCUACAUACCAACAAGCUGGACAUAUCGUAUCUUUACAAUGGUCUUCUUGCGGAAAUUACUUAAUUGCAGCCCAUAUUAAAGGCUGGGUAACACUGUGGAACUUUAUCGAUCCUAACAAAUUCAUUACAACCAACGCUACUCCCAUGAAUGCAACAACUCAAGCUUUAUAUUCUAAUCAGACAAAACCUUCAUGUUUACCUCUAAAUGAUUCUUCUUUUUUUUCUACUGGCAUCAAAAUUCAUAAUACUAUUUGUCGUUAUGCAACUUUACUUAAAAAUCCUUCUACAUGUGGUGACAUUUUAAUAACAAGCGGCCGAGGUUUACACAAUUCUAUUGUUUUGGAAAAUAAAGCAAUUCUUUCACAAAAAAAAAACUUUUAUGAUGCUUCUUGUCAUGUAUCUGAACAAAAUCUUGUGUGUGUAUGGGAAUGGCAACUUGAUCAUUUAAAAAAAAAGUCUUCUCAUUCUCUCCCAAAACUUUGUUUAAUAGAUAAUAACUUUCAUCGAAACGAUGAACCAACGUGUUUUGUUAUAUGGUAUGCAAGACAUCUUAUUAUUUAUGGAACAAAGUUAGGAGGUGUUCGAUACCUUAAUUUACGACCAUGUAGUAAGGUGAGUGAUUGGAUUAUUCCAUGUUCUCUAGUCAUUCAUUCAACUAACGAGAAUGAAAAAACCACCCUUGUUACACGUCAUGAUACUGGACUUUCAUCAAAAAGUAUUUUGAAAAUUUUCCUUCUUGAAUCCACACAUCGAUUAAUUACUUGUUAUACAGAUGCUACCAUCGGAAUAUGGAAUAUGGAGCCGUUAUGUUCUUUUUACUUUUCUAUUACCGGUUCACUACCUCAACUUCAACCACAAAACAAACCAUUCAUUACACAACUGAAACUUCUUAGCACAAGUGCAUCUAAAUCUUCUCUAAAAUUUAGUAAAAAACUGAAUACGCAUUCUUCUCAUGAAAAUUUCAAAUCUUCUCAUUUCGCCGGUAAAAUUGGAACAGUUCUUGCAAGAAGUAUUCAUGGCUCACGUCAUACAUUAAUUGAUGCUCAUAUGGUUGCAAAACACCAUAUUUUAACACUGACCGACGAUGGAAGCAUUAUGUUAACACGCCUUUUGUAGAUGAUCACAAAACGAACUCUUCUACAUGAUUCCCGCAAAUAAAUAUAUUGAACGCUAAAAUACAUCAAAACCUCAAUUAAGCUAGUUUUUUAAAGCAUUUUUUUUUUUAACUACAUUGAAUGUUAUGCUUUUCCGGUAAAAAAAAAUACUAUCACAACAAGUCAGGUACUCGUUGAACAAAACGGGAAGAAUUUCGUUGAACUGAUUUUUACAUUAGCAAAAUUCCAAAUUAAAAAAUAGAUUGAAAUGAAAGAAAAAAAACGUUCACUUUGUUUUCCUUAAGAAUAAAGCAUUAUUUAAAUAUCAUAAACCAAAUAUUUUUGUAACAACAGAAACUUACACU
Hylaeus volcanicus is the source of this 5677-nucleotide messenger RNA. RefSeq lists its product as uncharacterized. The coding region runs from base 28 to 5334 and encodes 1768 amino acids. Gene Ontology annotation, cellular component: RAVE complex. Lineage: Eukaryota; Metazoa; Arthropoda; Insecta; Hymenoptera; Colletidae. The record is from RefSeq and is a predicted model, not a curated record. Gene Ontology annotation, molecular function: protein binding. The transcript is spliced from 3 exons. Gene Ontology annotation, biological process: vacuolar acidification.